AGGGCUGGAUGAGGGGCGGGGCCAGGUGGGCGGAGCGGCCCGGGCUCCUAGGCUCCAGCGGCCACGCCCGACUUGACUCACCCGCCUGGCCGGGUGCUGCUCGGGACGUCCGGAGGAGACCGGAGCGUAGUCCCGGAGAGCCGGCUCGGAGCGGCGGCCGCACGGGCGAGACAGAAUGAUCCCAGUGGCUGAAUUCAAGCAAUUCACAGAGCAGCAGCCCGCAUUCAAAGUGCUGAAGCCGUGGUGGGAUGUGCUAGCUGAAUACAUCACAGUGGCCAUGCUCAUGAUCGGGGUUUUUGGCUGUACCCUGCAGGUAACUCAGGACAAGAUCAUCUGCUUGCCCAGCCAUGUACCCCGAGAGAAUCUAUCAGAGACGCCUUGUGGGGCGCUGCCCCGGGCAAUCUCUGGGGAUUCGGAGGACCUUCGGGAGCUCAGCGGUCUCAAGAAUAAUCUGGACUUACAACAAUAUAGCUUCAUCAACCAGCUCUGCUACGAGACCGCCUUGCACUGGUAUGCCAAAUACUUCCCCUACCUGGUUGUCAUCCACACUCUCAUCUUCAUGGUCUGCACAAGCUUCUGGUUCAAAUUCCCCGGAACCAGCUCCAAGAUCGAGCAUUUCAUUUCCAUCUUGGGCAAAUGCUUCGACUCCCCAUGGACAACUCGGGCCCUGUCCGAGGUGUCUGGUGAGAACCACAAGGGCGCCUCGGGACGGGUGCCGGCCGCGGCCAUCGUGGGGACGGGAAAGGCAGGCGAGUCAGAGAAGGUGCUGACGGAGCCCGAGAAGGUGGUGAUGGAACCCCCGGCUGUCACCCUUCUGGACAAAAAGGAGGGGGAGCAGGCCAAAGCCCUGUUUGAGAAGGUGAAGAAGUUCCGGGUGCACGUGGAGGAGGGCGACAUCUUAUACACCAUGUACAUCCGUCAGACGGUGCUCAAGGUCUGCAAAUUUCUGGCGAUUCUGAUCUACAACGUCAUCUACGUGGAGAAGAUCAGCUUCUUGGUGGCCUGCCAGGUGGAGACGGCUGAAGUCACGGGCUACGCCAGCUUCUGCUGCAACCACACCAAGGCUCAUCUCUUCGCCAAGCUGGCCUUCUGCUACAUCUCCUUCGUGUGUGUCUAUGGCCUUACUUGUCUCUACACGCUCUACUGGCUGUUCCACCGGCCCCUCAAGGAGUAUUCUUUCUGCUCAGUGAGGGAGGAGACAGGCAUGGGGGACAUCCCCGACGUCAAGAACGACUUUGCUUUCAUGCUCCACCUCAUUGACCAAUAUGAUUCUCUCUACUCCAAACGCUUUGCUGUCUUCCUCUCCGAGGUCAGUGAGAGCCGGCUCAAGCAGCUGAACCUCAACCACGAAUGGACGGCAGAGAAACUGCGCCAGAAGCUCCAGCGCAACGGGCGAGAGCGGCUAGAGCUGGCCCUCUGCAUGCUGCCUGGUCUCCCUGACACAGUCUUUGAGCUGAGCGAGAUCGAGGCUCUCAAGCUGGAGGCCAUCUGCGACAUCACCUUUCCUCCGACCCUGUCCCAGCUGGUCCACCUGGAAGAGCUCAGUCUGCUGCACUCCCCGGCCAAACUGCCCUUUUCCUCCUUUGUUUUCUUGAGGGACCGACUCAAGGUGGUGAGGGUGAAGUGUGAGGAGCUUCGAGAAGUGCCCCUGUGGGUGUUUGGGCUCCGGGGCCUGGAAGAGCUUCAUCUUGAAGGUCUUUUCCCCGCAGAGCUUAGCCGGGCAGCUAAUCUGGAGAGCCUCAAAGAGCUGAAGCUCCUCAAGAGCCUCUCCCUGAGAAGCAAUGCAGGCAAAGUGCCCCCCAGUGUGACCGACGUGGCUGGGCACCUGCAGCGGCUCAGCAUCCACAAUGACGGGGCCCGGCUGCUGACCCUCAAUGGGCUAAAGAAGCUCAUGGCUCUGAGGGAGUUAGAGCUGGUGGGAUGCGGGUUGGAGAGAAUACCCCACGCUGUCUUUAGCUUGGCUGCGUUACAGGAGCUAGACCUGAAGGACAACCACCUCCGCUCCAUCGAGGAGAUCCUGAGCUUUCAACAUUGUCGCAAGUUGGUCACUCUCAAGUUAUGGCACAACCAGAUAGCCUAUGUCCCCGAACACAUUCGCAAACUCAAGGGUUUAGAGCAGUUGUACCUCAGUCACAACAAGUUGGAGACCUUGCCAUCUCAGCUCUGUUUCUGCACCAACUUGCGCUUGCUUGACAUUUCUCACAAUGGCUUACGCUCCUUGCCCCAAGAGGUAAGCUACCUCCAAAACUUACAGCAUCUUGCUGUUUCCUACAAUGCCCUGGAGGGGCUCCCAGAAGAACUCUUCUUCUGCCAAAAGCUGAGGACGCUACUGCUGGGGUACAAUCAUCUCAGCCAGCUCUCCCCACGGGUGGCUUCGUUGCAGGCCCUCAGCCGGCUAGAACUCAAGGGUAACCGGCUAGAGGCUUUACCUGAAGAACUUGGCAACUGUGGGGGGCUCAAGAAAUCAGGGCUGCUGGUAGAGGAGGCUCUGUAUGAGGGACUGCCUGCUGAAGUGCGGGAGAAAAUGGAAGAGGAGUAAGAAGGUCCCUGAGGAUUUCAUGAGUUUGGGAAACCUCAGUUAGAAAGGCUAAGGCUAGGAAGGGGGGACACACAUCUUAGGGAGAAAAGGCAGAAACCAGUGGAAGGUGGGGUUUGAGGGAAGCCCUUAGACAGGUUUGGGAAGUAAUCUUAGGCCUGUGUGGAAUAAGGGUGGAGUUCCUCAUGGUGGGAUUAGCUUAAUCCUGGAAUUCAGAGACAACCACACCUGUCUCUUUUGGCUGGUUUUUCCCCUUCUAGUCUGAGAUUGGAGUCAGCCCAUUUUAUUUGGCUUGGACUGACAUGCUUCCUUUAUCCUUACUCACUGAACCAUUUGUCUUCAUUUAGUGCCUUAGACUGUGAGAAAAAAGGAGGUUGUUGUGGAAAGAGUGGAAAAACUCCUGUGUGAUUCAGAAUAUUCUCCCAUUUCAGUAUCAGAUGUUCUUUCUUAGGAGAAUAGGGACUGUUCUCCAAAUCCUAAAUCCAAUCCCUUAUUUAUAAACCUAUGUGUCAUAAACACUUUUUGAACAAGGUUUUGGGGAGAUGAGGUUUUCUUUGUUUUGUUUGUUUGUUUGUUUUUUAAGUUGAGAAGUUGGGAGCUCCCUGAAGAUAGCUCCUGUUCACAUCCAUCAUGGUUUCACUAUAUCAAGUGUUAGCAUAAGAAAUUAAAUGAGAAUUCUGGGAGAGUUUUGCAGAAGCUGCAAGAGAAUACAUGAAGACGAACAGGCAAUGACAAAGUCUAUGGCCAAAUACUUAACAUAAAUUGUACAAUAAGGUAUUGUAAAUGUCUCAGAAAAAGAUCAGGCUUUUUUUUAGGGAGGGCCAAAAAACUUUGCUCAGUUUCUCCAGAUUGUGGGAAUGUCAUGCUCCUUCAUUGUAGAAGAGAUAACUCUUAAACACUUAAAAAAGUGUAUCUUUUAUAGGGUUGGUACAGUGUCAAGCACAUGCUUGAUAAACGUCAAACAAAACGUUUCUAGGCUAAUUUCUGGUGCUUCUCUGCCCAGAUCAGCUUCCAUUAUUUUCUCCCCCAACCAGAUCCUUUCUUCUCUUGGAUCCCCACAUUUAUUCAUUCCUUAUACUCCUAACAGGAAACCUUCAGGCUGACUUAUCAUUUAUUCUUGCAUAUAUACCUUUAGUAAAACACCUUUUGUAACAUCCCCAACAUAAAGUUAUCCAGCUUUUUUCUUUAAUAGCUUUUUAUUGACAGAACAUAC
Sarcophilus harrisii (Tasmanian devil) is the source of this 3749-nucleotide messenger RNA. RefSeq names its product leucine rich repeat containing 8 VRAC subunit E (gene LRRC8E). Lineage: Eukaryota; Metazoa; Chordata; Mammalia; Dasyuromorphia; Dasyuridae. Bases 176 to 2539 code for a protein of 787 amino acids. The transcript has 3 exons. Gene Ontology annotation, molecular function: protein binding. The record is from RefSeq and is a predicted model, not a curated record.